This is a messenger RNA of Salarias fasciatus (jewelled blenny), 3372 nucleotides long. RefSeq names its product SUMO specific peptidase 1 (gene senp1). Gene Ontology annotation, cellular component: nucleus. Bases 461 to 2626 code for a protein of 721 amino acids. Gene Ontology annotation, biological process: protein desumoylation; proteolysis. Gene Ontology annotation, molecular function: deSUMOylase activity. NCBI's taxonomy places the organism in Eukaryota, Metazoa, Chordata, Actinopteri, Blenniiformes, Blenniidae. The record is from RefSeq and is a predicted model, not a curated record. The transcript has 18 exons.
UGUUGUGGUUUUGAAUGAGGAAGAAGCGGGAGAUGUUAUUCUUCAACGAGUUUAUUUGCCAUUUAGAGAAACAUUGAGUAAACACAAACGAGUUCGGGUGAGACUCAACAUGAUAUCCGUUUUUCCGACCGCGUUGGUUGCGACUUGUCGCAUUCCUGCUGGAAUUUAAACAUACUUCCAUAAAUUAGCCGCGCGGCUAACGGCUCCUGCUAGCUGGGUAGUUAGCCUGGCGUGCCAGCUAGGCUGCUAGUUAACUCCGGACUGACUAGUUGGUGGUUAGUUGCGUUUGUGGUGAAGUAUAAUGACUAGAUGUGAGGACUGUUAGCCUUUAAAUCAUCCGGAGCUGAUCUACCUCAGUCGAAUGAAGCACACGAGUCGUGGUUGAGCGUUACUAGAUUAAAAGCAGCCGUACCGAUUUACCUUUAAUCCAAGCGGCCAUUACUUCUGGAAGUUUUAAGCCAUGUUGAAUAAAAUCUACGAAUGGUUAGAAACGAGCUUUGCAAACCUUCGCAACGAGGCACCAGCGGCGGAGCAGCCACCUGCACACCGGGCACCGAGAGACGACCAGAGGAGGAAAAGACCGAUUGAAUGUCUGGAAGAUGGUCAUGAAGCUGUCCAAGAUGGCAUGAUCAUCAAGAAAUCACGGAUGGGAGAUCUGAUUGACUCAGUCAAGAGUGCAGCUGAAGGUGUCAAAAGUCAUAGUUCCAGUGUGGCCACAUGGAUGAGGAACAAUGUGAGCCCCACUUUAAGGAAUAUUCUGCCUCCGUCCUCUGAUUCUCCACCUGGAGAGCCUCAGCCAUCAACAUCAGCAUCAGUCUGGAGAGGCAGCUCGAUUAACAAGAACUCCCUGAAUGAGACGUUCGCCGCUCCCUCCACAACUCUUGAGUGGAAAUCUUCCAAAACAGAGUGGCUGCGCAGUGAGAAGUCUGUUCUGGGAUCGAAAGUCUGCAGGCGACAAGCGUGCAUGACUCCUGCACAUCGCGAGGUGCCAAAGACAAACGGUCACUCAGUCAACUUGCCAUCCUCCAUCGCUCCCAAAGUGUAUCCCGCUCCGCGGCUCGGCAGGCCGCUCAACCUCCGAUCACAUGGAGCACCAAGCCUGCUGGGAGGGACGGGCACAACGAGCAGCUCCUGCACCAGCAUGUAUGAGAAGACCUUUCCCAUCAAAGUGGUGCAGAGCCCGACACACAGCACUUCGUCAGGCCGCCCACACAGCUCCAGGUCCCGCUGCACAGCCGAGGAGUCUAUUCGAGAAGAGGAGAAAGAGGUCUACAGGCAGCUUCUGACCAUGGUGUCGGCUGGUCAGUCGUCUUUUCUUCACAAUGGCAGCUCACACACCAUCGUGAGGUCCCACAGAGAUUUCACCAGCUUCUUAACCACCAGCCGCCGACUGCUGCAGCUGCCUUCUCCACCCGCUUCGGUCGGGGGCACUUCAGAGGAAGCCAGCAGCCCCACAAGCCCCAGAGGGGUGUCCAGUCAGAGCUCCAGCAACGUCCCCAGCCCGGUGGGAGCCUCCAGCAAACCCGGGACCCAGACCUGGUCUCUGGACACGGAGCUCAACUCCAGCAAAGCAGCCGUUCACGUGUCGGCUCCCUCCCCCCUGCAGGAUAACUCAUCUCAGGACACACAGUCAUCAGCUCAUGAUGGCGACUCUGUAAUUAUUGUAAAUGAACAGAAAGCUAAAGAGCAGGACAGCUCCAGUGUGCCAUGUUUCCGAGCUGAGCUAUGGAUUAAAGAAUUGACUAGUAUGUACGACUCUCGCGCGAGAGAAAGACGGAGACAAAUAGAAGAGCAGGAACUUUUGGCGGCUCGGCUGCUGCGACAGCGUCUGUCAGAAGAGGAGAAGCCUCGUCCACAAGUGGAGGUUGGAAUUCGAGUUCCUUUGGAGAAGGAGGUUCCUUUGACUACGGUGAUCGAAGAACUGAAGCCUUCAGAGGAGAAACCCGAAUUCCCAACACUCACUCAGGAGAUGGAGCUUGAAGUGAACAAAGUGCUGCGAGGUGGAAAUCCACAUGAAGUACUCAGUGAAGGUUUUGGCCUCAGCCUCACCCGCAAAGACCUGCAGACCCUCAGCAACCUCAACUGGCUGAACGACGAGGUCAUCAACUUCUACAUGAACCUGCUGGUGGAGCGCAGCAAGGAGCCCGAGCUGCCGUCGGUCAACACCUUCAACACUUUCUUCUACCCCAAGCUGCGGAGCAGCGGCUACUCCGCCGUCCGCCGAUGGACCAAAAAGAUGGACAUCUUCGCCAAAGACAUCCUGCUGAUCCCUGUCCACCUGGGGGUCCACUGGUGUCUCGCUGUGGUGGAUUUCCGUAAAAAGGCCAUCAUGUAUUUUGACUCAAUGGGGAAUAAUAACGACGAAGCGUGCAACGUAUUGCUUGAUUACUUAGAAAAGGAGAGCAAAGACAAAAAGGGCAAAGACCUCGAUACCUCAGACUGGACUCUGCACAGCAAAACACGCAGCGAAAUCCCGCAGCAGAUGAAUGGCAGCGACUGUGGGAUGUUCACCUGCAAAUACGCCGAUUACAUAACCAGAGACAAGCAGAUCACAUUCACACAGAAAAACAUGCCAUACUUCAGAAAGCGGAUGGUUUGGGAGCUGGUGAACCACGUGCUGUUGUGAUGAACCUGUAAAGUUGCCGUUGGACAGGAGUCCUCCGGCGCGGGAAAGACUUCGACCUCCCGGGUCAGGAACCAGCUCUGCCCGUCUCCACCCUCCAACAUCGCCCAGGAUGUUGUUGGAGCGGCGCCCACUGCCUCCCGGACUCCUCCUCCUCCUCCUCCUCACCGUUCCCUUCUUUUUCUUUGGUGCACACACGGAGCACAUUUUCUAUCCAGAACUCUCUCAAGUCCCAUUGGUUCUCUUAUAAGUCGCACUCUGAGGUGCACUGUGUGCUUCACGGCUUUGUGUUCGCACCAGUAGCAGUUUCCUGUCAAACCCCCGGGUUUGGGAUCUCUUACAUAUGCAAAAGUCUUAAUGACCACAGAACUUGCAGUCUGACAUCCAGGUGAAAUCUUUAGAAACGGACAUAUUGGUAUUUUUUCUGUCAAAGGGCUGCCGUGAGAAAUCACUACAUUAUUGCAACGUGACUGGUUAGUCAUCAAUAAUAUUAAAAUAUAUAAUAAAAAAAAAGUCUUAUCCAAAAGUUAAUUUGAUGUCUCGUGUAUAGUUUUGUCACAAAAUGAGCUGCCAAACGGGCCUUACUAGUAAAUAAAUGCAGAGUUUGUAUUUCUUUGAAUGAAAAUAGUCUCAAUUGACAGAUUUUUGCAGCUGUGCUGCGAGAUGUUUCUCGCAGCAAUUUAUUUUCCAGGAAUUGUGAUUAAAAUGCUAAAAAGCCUUCACAUGUGCCUCAGAGUAUGAUUUAUAAA